Messenger RNA from Schistosoma guineensis, 4856 nucleotides. NCBI's taxonomy places the organism in Eukaryota, Metazoa, Platyhelminthes, Trematoda, Strigeidida, Schistosomatidae. The record is from the annotation of a GenBank genome assembly.
AAGGCGCCUGGUUCAACUGUGACCUCGAAGCUCAAGGUAGUUCACUAGGCUCCUCUUAUACCCGUCCUGUUUUUCUGCCGUGCAGACUACUUAUUCUGAGUCAAAAAACUGACAACACCAGUUGCUGAUCGGAUAUCCGUUGGUUGAGCACAGCUUAGUUUAUACAAAGUCGACUAUCUUAAGGUUAGAUUCAUUUGAAUAAUAUUGUUUAGAUCACUUUCUAAUGAAUAAUCCAAUUGAACUGUGCGAAUCUGUUGCAAUUAAUGACACGUCAACCUUGCAAAACACCGUCAAAGAUUUAUGUCACAGGCUGGAGAAAAACCCUUUCGAUUAUAAUGCACACGUACAACUCAUCGAGUGUCUACGAAAAAUAGGCGAUUUCAAGAGACUCAAAACUUCGCGUGAGCGUAUGCACGAAACCUAUCCACUUACUCCAGCACUGUGGCUUCAAUGGAUCGAUGAUGAGCUUAAAAAUGCUUCUACACUUGAAGAAAAGCGACGAGUGGAAAUUCUUUUUAAACGUGCGAUUGAUGAUUAUGAAGAUAUCAAUGUAUGGUUGGAAUACUGUCACUUCGCAAUCUCUACUUCGGAUUUUAGUUCUGCGGAUAGUAUAAAGCAAGCGGAAGUCAUUUUUGAAUCUGCUUUGUCACAUCAAGGACUUAAUGUUGUUGGGGGUUCGAUGCUAUGGGAGAUCUAUCGUGAAUAUCUCACUGUAGUGUGGUCUCAGCUACCACAAGAUCAUAAGGAAAUGAAACUAGAACAACUGAAUAAAAUGGACCGUCUAUUUCAGCGUCAACUCAGCAUUCCACAUUUGAAUAUGGAGGAGACAUUAACUGAAUAUAAAAGUUUCCUGUCUGAUAUUGGUGUAGAACUAUAUCAACCAAGGGAAAAUUCAGAUUCCUUUGUACCACAAGAAAUCAAAACGGAAUAUGAGAAAGCUUUAGAGCGUUUGGCUGUUAUUUUACCAUUUGAGGAAUCCAUAGAAGAAUCUACUGACAAGUCAGAAGCGGAAUCUGUUUCCAGUUGGAAUACGUAUAUUGAUUGGGCGGUUCAUUGUGCAAAACGAAAAAAGCCUAAAACAUCUAAAAAUACUGAUAGUAAGAAUAAUGAGAACACUUCUAACAAUUUUGUUGUAUCACCUAAUGAGUUAUGCUGUCUUUUUGAGCGUGCUAUUACAGCACAUUGUUUAGAUACAUCUUUUUGGAUACGUUAUGCAGACUAUGUGGAAUCUCAGCUAGAAACGGAUGUUCUGCGUUUGCAAAAGUUAUUGUCUCGAUCAGUUCGUAAUUGUCCUUGGUGUGUCGAGUUAUGGCAGCGUUAUGCAUUAGUCACUGAAGCUGUGAUUCUUGAAAAUAUUUCAUUCAAAUCAAAUACCAAUGGAACACAACAGGAAUCUGUUUCCAAUGAGUCUGAUCUAUUUAAAGAGGUUGAUGGUAUAUAUGAAACAGCUCUAGCAGCUGGUUUCACUAAUCCAGAUGAUGUAUUGAAAAUUUGGCGUAGUUAUUGUGAUCAUCAUUUGCGUAGACUUCUUUUAUUAGAUAAGAGUUCUUUAUCUUGGGAAUAUCGACUGUCAUUACUUCGAGCAACAUUUGGUCGAGCUAUAGAAUAUUGUUUUGAAUUAUUGCACUCUCAAUCAAAUGUUGAUUGGUCACUUUUAAAUUAUUAUGCAUUUGUUGAAGCAAAGUAUGUGGAAGAUAAAGAGCGUGCUCGUUCUCUUUGGACAAGUUUAAUAAAGUUACCUGGACAUGGGAGUCGAGCUGAAUACUGGAUACCUUAUAUUCAAUUUGAACAGACUUGGGGUGAUAUGAAAAAUUUACUUCGGAUAUGUGCUAUGGCUAUUAAUUCAAUUAAUUUUGACCAAUCAGAAUUAGUAUUUCAAGUGGUUUUACGUGCAGUUGGUGAAACUGGGGUACCUGUUAAACAAUAUAGAGAUAUUAUUACAAAAAUACAUGCACGUCGAGCUUCUUUAAUGGAGUCUGUUAAAGAUGUUCAGUCGACAAAAUCAGAUACUGAGAUACCAGUUAAAUUAAUGGAAACCAAUUUAUCUGGUUCAAGAAAACGAAAACUACCUGAUCAUCCAAAUGAUGCUGCCACGUUAAAAUCAGCCAAAGUAUCAAAACCUAAUCCUACUUCUCAUGGGACAUUUGUUCCACACGAUCCAUCGAAAAAUGAGUUUACAGUAUUUGUAAGUAAUCUUGAUUAUUCAGUCAGUGAGGAACAAAUUCGGCAUACUUUUGAAAAGUGUGGAAAUGUGACAUCUGUUCGUCUCGUACGUGAUUACGCUGGUCGGUCGAAAGGAUUCGCCUAUGUUGAAUUCGAAAAUAAAGAGUCUGUGAAAAAUGCACUUACACUGGAUAGACAAGGAAUUACACGUCCGACCUCAGAAAGUGUGCCAUGUGACUCUGAUAGCCAAAAACAAAAAGAAGAGGAUAAUGCAACAAUUCCAAAACCACCUAAUUGUUAUGAUCGUCCAAUGUUUGUAUCGAUAUGUGAUCCAAGCAGACCUAAAUCAUGUGGAUUUAAAUAUACGGUUGGCAAAAAAGAACCUGAAAAGUUAUUUGUGCGAAAUUUAGAUAAAGCUGUAAAAAACGAAGAUUUGGAAAAGUUAUUCAAGCAGUAUGGAAAUAUUGUGAGUAUUCGUCUAGCAACAUAUCGUAACGGUGUCCCAAAAGGUCAUGCCUACAUUGAAUUCACGAAUGCAGAUGAUGCCAGUAAAGCGUUAGUUGCCACAAAUGGCUUAGAAUUCAGAAAUAAAAUAUUGUCAGUAUCUAUUAGUGAACCACCUGUACGUGAUGGAAGUGGUCCGCAAGGCUGUAAAUCAAUUACAUCAGAAGAAAAAAAAGUGUUCAAAACCCCCCAAAUUAUUAAUUUGAGUGGUUCUCAUCCCGUCGGAACUAGUGUACGGAAAUCACGAACGCAGUUAGAAUUUUUGCCUCGUGCAGUUCAUCGAACACGUGAAAUUCAAGAUCAAGUGUCAGAAAGUAAGAUGGAUACUGGAACUAUCGACCCUCAAUCAUCCACCGUUACUGGUAGUAAGGAUAAUGAGUACUUUCGAAGACUGUUGAAGUGACGCACGACCUAACUUUUCUCUUGUAAAUUAUUGAAUAUCAAUUUUUAUAAUAAACCCUAUGGUCAGUUUAUUGGCAUCGGUAUCCCAAAACCCAGUUCUUUCUAAGCUUCUUGUUAGCUAAACUUUCUGGUUAGUACUUUCCUAACCUUCCUAAUAUACUUGAUCAACUGAAAAUACGGAUGAGAUUUCUUAUCGGUUAAAAAUGUGUGUAAUGCGAAAUGUGGUGUAAUUACUUCUACAAAGUUUGACUGUUAAUCAUAAGGAUGUAACACGCUGUAAUUAUAAAUUGUAAGCUUGUUCCAUUUUAACGGGUGCUUGAUCAUAAGCUAAUGCUCAAAAUAUAAGGUACAAGUUCUCCCAACGUGUCACAGACGCAUGACAUUUAGACCACAGUACUCAGCCAAGCAUCAAACAGAAUUUGGACCUCAAUCGUCGUCGAAGGCAGUUGGAACGUGAAGUGAUGUUUUGUUGUUUACUGCCUCAAGGAAUCUUAUGUGGUGACUGAGAGCGUUGCUAACAUGUAGUUUUCUAAUGACUAAGCUUUGGCUUCGAUCAGAAUGCUUGGUUAAAACAAGGACGAUAUCCAAAGAUAUUGUUACAACGAAAGCUCUUACUUUUUUCACAUGCUUUUGCUGGAAAUUACCUGAACUGUACUAGACAUCUUACGCUAAUUGAAAUAUCCUUGUUUUUUUAAGUUUUUCUAACAUCAUCGUCGUUAAUCUCCCAGGAAUUCGCAUUUCCGUUUUUAAACAACAGUUUAUUCAACAUAGUCUGUUCUUCCCUAGGAUUCUUCCGUUUAGAAACACUCGUGUGGACUGUGAAGAUCCUGUAUACUGAGAUUAAAUAGGCGUGAAUUUUGCAUUUUGUGAUAGUUUCUUUCGCACAUAUCAUUCCAUCAAGUGCACAACCACGUUAUCUGAACCCGAUACACCGAGAAAAAGCUUCCAUUGGUUAGUUCCUACAGAACUGGUCAACUUGCUCUAAUCCACGAUCUGUUUCAAUUUCCUCAAACAGUGCUUCUACAUCAACGUAAGGAGACUUUGGAUGAAAGUAGGAGAACUCAGGAAAUUUUGUUUUCUUAUGCUAACGAGAACGUGGCUUUCGUUUGAAGUCGAGUGACUUUUUCAUGUCUGACAAGGAGGAAGAGCGACGAUUUGUGUAUGAGGUUAUUUCGGCUACACUAUGUCAUUCGAUGAAACUUAUUUGUUGUUUCCCUUUACAUGUAUCGCUUCCCCUGUUACCCUCUAUAUUCAACUACAUGUUCAUUUUUUGUUUCGCUUGUGGUUAUUAUGAUCAUGUCGAUUGUAAUUUUUGAAUGGCUAUCAGCUCUCUGAUAUCCUUGUGGUUUCGUGUUUUUUAACUUAACAUUUCGAUUUUUGGAGGAUGCCAUAAUGGAUGGCCUUAUUACAGGAUAAUCUUGUUUAAGUUGGUUCAUUAAAUCUAUCCCUAAAGGAUAGAGACAUAAUCUCAUUUAUUAUAUGAUCAUUAAUUUGUGGAUUGAAUGCUUACCAUUGGGGGCGAUUUGAUUCGUUAUUUUUUGGAUAGAGCACUAUUACUGGAUUAUUGGGAACCCUUUUAUGUAUUUAGCAACUGAUUAUACAAUCUCGCUGAAUUUUGCGUUCUUAUCAGUUGGCCAAAAUUUUAUUUUGGCCCAAUUUCGGUUUUUAUAUGUAUUCUUGUUCUUAGCACAUUUAAACUUUUCUACCUACUUACUACGUUACUAUGUACUAACUGUUUCACCUUAUCGCCUUUUAGUAACGUUAAAAUACAGCGCAUUAUAGAAUCA